Messenger RNA from Closterium sp. NIES-65, 1053 nucleotides. The record is from the annotation of a GenBank genome assembly. NCBI's taxonomy places the organism in Eukaryota, Viridiplantae, Streptophyta, Zygnematophyceae, Desmidiales, Closteriaceae.
AUGGUGUUACUUUUGAGAACUCAAAGGUAUUCCCCCACUCCCCCCACCGUCUCCCUCCCCGGACCACACAUGCCGCUAGCUGCUCCCGACCACAGCGUGCGUUGGUCGGAGGACCGCACUCGCCGCCAGCCCCCUCCCCCCACAGCAGUGCUCAUUCACGGCAUCCUGGGCAGUGGCAAGAACUGGGGCUCCUUUGCCAGAAGGCUUGCUACAGAGUUCCCCGCCUGGCAGUUCCUGUGUGUGGAUCUGCGUUGCCACGGGGCGUCCACAGCAGCAUCGAAGCACCUGGGGCCACAUUCAGUGCACUCUGCAGCCAAGGACGUGCUGCACCUGAUGGGUUGUCUCCGCAUCACUCCCCGCAUUCUCAUUGGCCACAGUUUCGGCGGCAAAGUGGCUUUAAGCAUGAUAGACCAAGCAGCCAAGCCCAUGCCCAGCGCUAUCAAGGUGUGGGUGUUGGACGCUACACCGGGCAAAGUGAGGGCAGGGGGCGACGGGGAGGAUCAUCCUGCUGACCUGAUCGACGCACUCAGAGGCAUGCCGCCACUGAUAUUGGAUCGCAGCGAGGUGGUGAGCUCUCUCCUCUCACAAGGCUUCUCCAAGCCCAUCGCGCAGUGGAUGACCACCAACCUGUCCAAGACGCACCUGCCCUCACUAGGCCUGCUUCAGGACCUGCCUCCUUCACAGCAGCACCUGCAUGAGGAGGCGGCGAGGGCGGCGAGCAGGGGGCAGGCGGCAUAUGGGUGGACUUUUGACCUGGAGGGGAUUUCUCAGAUGUACUCCUCGUAUGAGACCACCAACCUGUGGCAUCUAGUGGAGGACGUGCCAGAGGGAGUGCACAUCAACUUCCUGCGGGCUGAGAGGUCGCUGCACCGGUGGGCACGGGAUGACAUUCGGCGGAUAGUGGGAGCGGAGCAGGAGGCAAUGGGGCAUGGCGCUGCUGUGAGGAUGCACGUGCUGGAAGACGCUGGGCACUGGGUCCACACCGACAACCCAGAUGGACUCUUCCAGAUGCUCGCACCUUCCUUCGGUCCCUCACGCUUUAGAGACCAUUAG